AUGGUCAUCGAUGAAGCCGAUGAUUCUGCUAUAUGGGCUGAAGUUCAGAGCGCCGUCGCUGAGAAAACCCCGCCUCCACGCCGCAUCCCAUCCUCUACCCAACAAACCCCGUGCCUGCGCAACACCGGUAGCUUUGUGAAUACAACCGAGCACCGCAAAUAUGUCGAUGACAUCUUGAAGCAGGAGCUCCGUAUUAUGUAUAUCGACAUCCCCAACACUAUAAAUGCAUAUUCCGGCGAUAUUGACGACCUCAACACCGCAUCUGACGUCUUCUUCAGGCAAUGCUGUUUUGUCAAUGACACUGAAGCUCGGAAGGACACGAAAUGUCACUGGUCUCGGAUACUGAUUCCUGGAGAGCUGAAAAGUAACCCUUCUGCCGAUAACGCCCUGAGUACGUGGUUCGACCUAGGGAAAAUUUUUCGGAACAAACGCGAUCAUGCCCCGAUCCCCCGAUCAUCACUAGAGUAUGAUUCGGAGGGCUCUGCAGGUGUUGACUCCUCUAACGAUGGGGAGUCAUGGAACGGGUUCGGCAGCCCGUCACCCCCAGCUAUCGAGGGUAGCGGAAACGCGCCCGAACCAGAGUCGAUGCGCGACACAGUCGCGCCGUUGGAGGGGGCUGAUCAUGCCCUCAUCGCGCAAAAGAUUCUGCUCCUGCGGCAGAUAUAUAUAACGUAUUUUCGCAGAACCGUAAAGGAGUUCACAGAGAACCCGCCUAUCGGCAUUAAACUGCCGAUAUUUCGAUAUGAGUUCGCCGAGAGCUCACUCGGGAUAGAUGAUGUAAUAGGGAUGAUCGUUUAA
This is a messenger RNA of Ustilaginoidea virens, 798 nucleotides long. RefSeq lists its product as uncharacterized. NCBI's taxonomy places the organism in Eukaryota, Fungi, Ascomycota, Sordariomycetes, Hypocreales, Clavicipitaceae. The record is from RefSeq and is a predicted model, not a curated record. The coding region runs from base 1 to 798 and encodes 265 amino acids. The transcript is spliced from 2 exons.